Molecule: messenger RNA, 1938 nt
Organism: Symbiodinium natans
Lineage: Eukaryota; Dinophyceae; Suessiales; Symbiodiniaceae
Source: the annotation of a GenBank genome assembly
AUGGGCGGCUUCUGCUGUGUUCAAAAGCGCUUGGAUACGUCUGUGGACUGGAUCCGGGAGAGCCUCCCUGUGGCGCUGAGCGACGAUGCAGAUUAUGCAAGCAGCAGUUUCGCACCCCGCGCUGCAGACAUGGAGAGCCCUGGAAGCCUCAAGGCGCGGCAGUCCCGGAACUGUGAAGGCCGGGAUGACUUUGUCGAGGAAGUGGCCUUCCAGAUUGCCAGCGACCGCCACGGGGACUUCCGCGAGCGCCGGUCGGAGUUGGUCGAAGCAGCUUCGUGGUUGCCGGUCCUUUACGAAGUGUGCCCGCCCGGCCCGGACGACAUACCGCACGUGGCAAAGGCCAUUCAUCGGAAGACCAAAGUGCCCCGGCAGCUCGCAAGCUUCCGGAAGCCCUCCGGGUCCGCUGCGCAAGAGCGGCUCCACUCCUUCAUCGCCUCUCUUCAGCGCAUUUCUGCGGCAAACGAAGCGGUGGCCAAGGUUCUCGAGGUUUUUGAGGAUUACCUCAACGUGCACCUCAUUCAAGAGCUUUGUUCAGGAGGUUCCAUCUACGAGCGAAUUCUGGAGCGGCAGUACUUCACCGAGCAAGAGGCUGCUGUGCUUGUGAAACACAUGCUGCAAGCCUUGGCCCCCUUUCAUGACAACCACCUGUACCACGGAAGCCUGAGCCCAGAGUGCUUCCGCUUCUUGAACAGCUCACCGCACUCGCCGCUGAAGCUGGUGGACUUUGGCCUCGAGUUGAAGGCCCACCGCUGGAACGCCGUGGAGCACCUCAGCGGCCCCGACCUGCAGAACCCCUGUCUCCCUGAAUUCUUCGAGACGUGCAAGCUGGUCUUUUGCGCGCCGGAUUUCGCGCCGCCCCAGCAACCCAGGAGGAAGAAGGACGCGGAGAAUUCCUUGGAGAUGGCAGCCUACACUCACGAGACGCCGGAGGAGCAAGGCGAAGUGAAUUUGCUGGACGAGGAGUUGUUGGCGAACGUCUUGAGUGAGCAUGCUGAUUGGGUCGAGGAGCAGCGUGGUGUCAUGGAGGGCUCCACCUCCUUCUCCACGAAGAACGAGGCAGCUGACGUUUGGAGCAUCGGCGCCAUGGCCUUCCUGCUCCUUUGCGGCUACCCGCCCUUCUUUGCUCCAUCUCGGAAUGCCAUCCUCGGCCGCAUCCAUCGGUGUGAAGUCUCUUUUGACCCACCCUUCUGGUCCAAGAUCUCGGAAGAGGCGAAGAGCUUCGUCUCCAGCUGCCUGCAACAAUCCUUCUGGGAUCGAUGCAGCAUCCAGGAGGCUUUGAACCAUCCGUGGAUCUUGAGGCUUGCUGACAGCUCGCCAUCAGGAUCCAUGUUUGCCUCCUUUAUGCUGAACCUGCGGCGCUUCUAUCGAACGUCACUGAUAGAGAUCUACACUGCUAGAAUUCUCGCGACGCAAUUCCGUCGCGAAGAACUGCACGAGUUCCUUUGCCGAUGCCGGGAAAUCGACAUGGCAAGCAGCGGCUUCUUCACGGCCUCUGACCUCAAGCACAUAUUGUCAGCUUUGGGCCAUCCACAAAUCGCCGAAUCCAUCUCAAGCCGUUUUCUGCAGACGUUCAGGCACCCGGGCGAAUCUUACAUCGACUACAUGGCAUUGCUGGACUCUGUCCAUCUUCGGCAGCAGCGCAUGUUCGAAGAUGAGCUUUGGCGUCACUUUCAGCGAGUCCUGCAAAGCAGCGGCCGUUGUGAUGUAGACGGCAUCUGCAGCUGCCUGUUCGUGAAAGACCUGGGCAUCGUCUUCGGCGACCCGGUCAUUGUGGGCCUCCUGAUGCGCGAGAUCCCCGACAGCCCGGGCCUCGAGGACGCCAGCGUCUGCCAUCGCCUACAGAUGGGGCUCCGGGCCGAGUGUGCGCAGCGCGGUGCUGCGCAGCUGGACUUUCGCACGCUUUGCUCGGUGCUCCUCCAGCUUCUGCGGCAGUUCUGA